GUGAACUCUUGCUAAAAAGAGAGAGCGCCACAGCCUUCCCUCGCUUGUUGUAAGAUUACCGGAGCAGUUAGAGCCCUUCGAUUCGAAAUGCUUCUUCCUUCUCCCAGACCCUUCCACAGACACUACUCCUGUAAACUUCUCAUGGGCUCCAACUACUUCCUUAAACCCACAUCUUUCACUAUUCCAAAACCCUCCCUUUCACGGACCAAACUCUUCCACGCCUACAGAUUGCUCUUUUCGGCUUCCCCUUCAGAACACAUCUCCAGCGCUCGCCCUUUCUGCAUAACAGCUUCUGGGCUUUCUUAUUUCUCCCAUGCCCAUUCUACCGGAAACGUUUGUAUGGAGAAACCAGAGCCGCAGAUGUUUGUUUCACCUAGAUUGGAGGUGUUGAAGUUGAAAAUGUUGGAGCUUGGCUUUCAUACAGACAAUUGUGCACCUGGGCAGCAAUAUGGCUUGCUUUGCCCCAUGUGCAAAGGGGGUGAUUCAGGAGAGAAGAGCUUGUCUUUAAAUAUAACACCAGAUGGAAAUUGCGCUUCAUGGCUUUGUUUUCGAGGAAAAUGUGGGUGGAAAGGCUCUAUGCUGGCCUUUGCAGGUUCCAAGUCAUCAUAUGGAAGGAUGAACCUAAUAACCAAAGCCAAGCACCCUAGAAAAAUCACUCUGGAGAGUUUGGAAUUAGAACCAUUAUGUAAUGAGCUACUUGCAUAUUUUGCAGAACGGAGUAUAUCAGGGGAAACAUUGCGAAGAAAUUCUGUUAUGCAAAAAAGAGUACAUGAUGAGAUUGCAAUUGCAUUUACUUAUCAACGAGAUGGGGUCCUGGUGAAUUGCAAGUACCGGGAUGUCAACAAGAAGUUUUGGCAGGAAAAGGAUACUCAAAAAAUAUUUUAUGGACUAGAUGAUAUAAAGGAAGCAAGUGAAAUUAUCAUUGUUGAGGGUGAAAUGGAUAAACUGGCAAUGGAAGAAGCUGGCUUUCGCAAUUGUGUGAGUGUCCCAGACGGUGCGCCUCAGUCAGUAUCUGACAGUGCAUUGCCACCUGAAGGGAAGGAUACGAAGUAUCGUUAUCUGUGGAACUGCAGGGAGUACCUAAAGAAGGCAUCUCGUAUUAUACUUGCCACAGAUGGGGAUCCGCCUGGUCAAGCCUUAGCUGAAGAACUUGCUCGCCGCCUUGGGAGAGAAAAAUGUUGGCGGGUCAGAUGGCCGAAAAAAAAUGAUGCUGGGUAUUACAAAGAUGCAAAUGAGGUGCUCAUGUAUUUAGGACCUGAUGGACUUAAGACAGUAAUUGAGAAUGCCGAGUUAUAUCCCAUACGCGGGUUGUUCAACUUUAGAGAUUUCUUUGACGAGAUUGAUGCAUAUUAUCAUAAAACUCAAGGUUUUGAGCUUGGUGUCCCAACUGGUUGGAGAUCUCUGAAUGAUUUGUACAACGUUGUGCCAGGAGAGUUAACAGUCAUAACUGGGGUUCCCAAUUCUGGGAAGAGCGAGUGGAUUGAUGCCCUAUUAUGCAAUAUUAAUGAAAGUGUGGGGUGGAAGUUCGUACUUUGCUCUAUGGAGAACAAGGUUCGGGAUCAUGCAAGGAAACUUUUGGAGAAGCAUGUAAAGAAGCCGUUCUUUGACACAAGGUAUGGAGAAUCCAUUGAGCGAAUGAGCAUUGAAGAAUUAGAAGAAGGAAAACAAUGGUUGAGCAAUACAUUUUAUCUCAUACGGUGUGAGAAUGAUUGUCUUCCAAAUAUAAAAUGGGUCCUCGAUCUUGCAAGAUCUGCGGUUCUAAGGCAUGGAGUACGUGGUCUUGUGAUUGAUCCAUACAAUGAACUGGAUCAUCAGCGUCCUUCAAACCAGUCUGAGACAGAGUAUGUGAGUCAGAUGCUAACUUUGGUCAAACGAUUUGCUCAACAUCACAGUUGUCAUGUUUGGUUUGUUGCCCAUCCUAGACAGUUGCAACAGUGGAUUGGAGGUCCACCUAAUCUUUAUGAUAUAAGUGGAAGUGCACACUUCAUAAACAAAUGUGACAACGGGAUCGUUAUUCAUCGUAAUCGGAAUCCUGCUACCGGGCCUUUGGAUCAAGUGCUGGUCUGUGUACGAAAAGUCCGGAAUAAGGUCAUAGGAACCAUUGGUGACGCCAUCUUGUCAUAUAAUAGGGUAACCGGUCAAUUUAUGGACAUUGGGGAAGUUUCACAAGGAAAAUAAGCCUGGCUAAACCCGGGUUAUUUAUCGGAAAUGGUCUUGUAACAAGAGUGUGAUUCACUGAUAUUUGGUGGCCUGAGGUGGGGUCUUCUUAGGUGGUGGGUCUUGACAAACCUGAAUCGUCAAAACCUCGCUUGCUCGAAAUCAUCAAGAAAAAAGCUUAAUGGAAUGGAAGAAUGGAAAUUUACAUUCUUGGUUUUCAAAUAGGUUAUUUUGUGUUAUAGUCUUAGAUUUAGCUGAAAUUUUUGUAUCAUUCAAAUUUUGCUUACAAUAUGUUUCAUAUUUUUUCUAAAUUUAAUUCUGAUUUUAUUGUGGGCUUGUUCCUUCUGUAAAUCAGGUUACAUUAGUGCCCAUGACAAUAUAAUUGUUUCAUUUAGUC
Molecule: messenger RNA, 2554 nt
Organism: Malania oleifera
Lineage: Eukaryota; Viridiplantae; Streptophyta; Magnoliopsida; Santalales; Ximeniaceae
Product: twinkle homolog protein, chloroplastic/mitochondrial
Exons: 21
Coding region: 88-2178 (696 amino acids)
Biological process (GO): DNA replication
Molecular function (GO): single-stranded DNA binding; 5'-3' DNA helicase activity; ATP binding
Source: RefSeq, a predicted model, not a curated record